AUAGUGCUAAAUAUAAGUGAUUUGAAAAAUAAAUUAAGCAUCUAUGAUCUCAUUUUAGUUUCGAUCAAAACUAGUACCUACGUAACCUUAUUUUGAGACAGUGCUCAUUCAGACAUGAAAUCAAAAUGACAUGUGAGGUGAGAUUUUCCACAACCUGCGCACCUAACUCCGAGUUAAACCCCAUAUUUUAUAAAUAGAUUGUUAUUGUGAAUAUUAAUGACUUUUCUUGAAGUAUAAAAGCUUGGUUUCUCUUAGCAAAGACACAUUAAAACUACAGACGUUUAAGAAGACAAGAACCUACUAAUAUUAACCAUACAUCCAAAUACAAGGUCAACUAGUGUUACCUCUCAUAUACAAAUCAACCAGUGAAUUAGAAGCCAUGAAGCUCCUCUUGGUCCUUAUAGUGACUGUAGCAUGCGCUUGGUCCUCAGCGGCGCAGAGCUCCGCCAACGUGUACUGCGGGCGUCGUCUCGCAGAAAUGUUUGCGACUGUUUGUAUAACGGGAAAUAACAAGCGUGAUGCCGGCUGGUGGCUGAUGGACGAUGAUAACAUGCAGGACGUUCUUACCAUGCGUGGUAAGCGAGGCUUGGUCGACGAGUGCUGCGAAAAGGCCUGCACUGUGGAGGAACUGAUUCAAUACUGCUAACUUUUAUUGCUUCUUCUUGUACACUUGUAGCAGAGCAGUCGUGGUCUUGGAUCUUCUUCUAGUUUAGUUGCUUAAAUACCAUGUAGACUGAUUUUGUAUUGUGACUAUCUAUUUUAAUAAA
Messenger RNA from Trichoplusia ni (cabbage looper), 767 nucleotides. It is a transcript of the gene Ilp3, whose product is annotated as insulin-related peptide 4. Gene Ontology annotation, cellular component: extracellular region. Gene Ontology annotation, molecular function: hormone activity. The coding region runs from base 380 to 646 and encodes 88 amino acids. Lineage: Eukaryota; Metazoa; Arthropoda; Insecta; Lepidoptera; Noctuidae. The transcript has a single exon. The record is from RefSeq and is a predicted model, not a curated record.